GAAGAAUUUUCUCUGGAAAUCCUGGACGACCUCGAUUGGUGCUUGGAUCAGCUGGAGGCCAUUCAAACACACAGAUCCGUCGGAGAUUUGGCUACGUCUAAGUUUAAACGUAUGCUAACGAAAGAGUUGAGUCACUUGGCCGAAUCGAGCAAAUCUGGUAGCCAGAUAUCGGAGUAUAUAAGUAACACAUUCCUAGUCGUCCGGAGAGAUGUUUUCUGUCGUAAAAAUUUUGAUAAGAGUAAUAAAUUGAAGAGAAUAUGGCGGGAAAAAAUUGUUGUUAUAAUGUUUAAAAAUAUAACAUGCAAUCGGAGCGCUGUAGAAACCAUGAUCGUCAUCAGUAUCCACGUUCGAAGACUCGAUAAAAUGAUGAAUGGCAGUUUGACAGAUUGGAACCUGAGCGUAUUCACAUUGGACAAAAUGACCAACGGUAGAUCGCUGACCGUUAUGGCUUAUACGAUAUUCAAGCAGAGAGACCUGACAAAGAAGUUCAACAUCCCACACGCCACGCUCCUCAGCUAUCUUGCCCUUGUCGAAGGCCACUACAACCCCAUGGCCUCCUACCACAACCACAUACACGCCACUGACGUCACGCACGCCGUUCACGUGAUCCUGAAGAAAGCUCCGCUAUUGGAUGUCUUCACGGACCUUGAGAUUCUCUCCGUCAUAUUUUCCAGCAUCAUUCAUGACGUUGAUCACCCUGGCCUAACCAACAACCACCUCAUCAAUACCAAUUCCGAACUGGCCCUGAUGUACAACGACGAAUCUGUCUUGGAGAACCACCACCUGGCCGUAGCAUUCAAACUCAUGCAGAGAAACCAGUGUGAUAUUUUCUGUAAUGUUCCCCCCAAAAUUAGGCAGAGAAUUAGGAAGAUGACUAUCGAUAUGGUCCUAGCGACAGAUAUGUCGAAACACAUGAGCUUGCUGGCUGAUAUGAAGACCAUGGUGGAGACUAAGAAAGUGUCUGGAACUGGUCUGCAGCUGUCGGAAAAUUAUAAUGAGAGGAUUCAGGUUUUAAAAUGCCUGCUGCACUGCGCUGACCUCUGCAACCCCGCCAAGCACCUCCCCAUCUACAGCCAAUGGAUCGAGAGGGUCAUGCAAGAGUUUUUCAAUCAAGGUGACAUUGAGCGAGAUCUGGGCCUAGACAUAAGUCCCAUGUGUGACAGACACACUGCAUCUGUUGAGAAGUCUCAGGUCGGAUUCAUAGACUUCAUAGUGCAACCGUUGUGGGAAACAUGGGCAGAACUAGUUGACCCUUACUGCAACGACAUACUCGACGAAAUCGAAACGAAUCGAAACUACUUUCAACUCUUAUCCGAUAAUAACGAGACGUCGCCU
Messenger RNA from Helobdella robusta, 1335 nucleotides. RefSeq lists its product as hypothetical. The record is from RefSeq and is a predicted model, not a curated record. Gene Ontology annotation, molecular function: 3',5'-cyclic-AMP phosphodiesterase activity. The transcript has 11 exons. Lineage: Eukaryota; Metazoa; Annelida; Clitellata; Rhynchobdellida; Glossiphoniidae. Gene Ontology annotation, cellular component: perinuclear region of cytoplasm; nucleus; cytosol. The annotation marks the transcript as partial. Gene Ontology annotation, biological process: signal transduction.